Linnemannia hyalina is the source of this 1506-nucleotide messenger RNA. The record is from the annotation of a GenBank genome assembly. Lineage: Eukaryota; Fungi; Mortierellomycota; Mortierellomycetes; Mortierellales; Mortierellaceae.
AUGAGUGCGCCUGAACAAGAUUACGAACAAGCCAACAGCAGCGCGACAUGGACUGAAGGAGAUCACGAUGUAGGCGCAGCUCCUUCUGCUACCUCUGACGCGAACCCAUCAGCAGCCAGUACCGAGCCCACAGCAGCAGCAGCAGGAGGAAGAGGACCCCAAGUGGCACAGCAGAAUAUGCACUAUAUUGAAGAAACUGGCCGAUGGACCUAUACGGACGCCGAGGGGGUCUCGUUUGAGUACGACGAGAACUUGAAGGCGUGGUUUCCUAUGUUUAACGAGCAUUUGAUUCAAGCACAGCAGUCUGCUUAUGGAGAGACGAUCCCGGAUAACUUGGAAUCGGUGUAUGCAGAGAAUGCAAGGCGGCAGAAGCGCAAGAACGACAACACAGACGACAUCUACCACGGCGCCGGAGCCACUACAAAAACCGCGGGAUCUCAUCACAACAACACCACCAAUGACGAUGACGAUGACGAAGAGGAACAAGACGAGGACCGGGGUGACGCGCACGAGAUUCUUGGGCUGAACGACUACCCCCCAGGACUGGCGUCGAUCCCUGGACAGAGUGAUGGAUCGGAUAAUAAGUAUGCGAACAAGAAACAGAAGCAGCCCAAGGGCAAGGGUGAACGGAAACCCAAACCAAUUUCUUCGGUCUUUGUGACAGGUCUGCCGCUUGACACGGAUCUGGAGGAGGUGAUGGAUGUGUUUAAGAAGGGUGGUGUCUUCAUGGAGGACGAGAAUGAGAAACCAAGGAUCAAGUUGUACACUAACGGUCAGGGACAGAGAAACGGCGAAGGAUUGGUGACAUACUUGCGUCCCGAAUCCGUGGCGCUGGCAAUAGAUCUCCUGGACGAUACCGAGUAUCGGCCGGGAGUCGAGAAGGGCCGCAUCCGUGUCCAGCAGGCACAGUUCAAGGAGAAGGAGCGGACGGCUACGCCAGCGGGAUUGGUGGACGAGCGCAAGAAGAAGGUUCAGAAGAAGUACCAAAAACUGGAAAAGAAGCUGGACUGGUUUGAUGACGAGAACUUGGUCAAGGCGGACAAGUGGAACAAGGUGUGCAUUCUCAAGCACAUGUUCACGCUCCAGGAACUCGAAGCCGAUCCGACCCUGUUGUUGGAUCUGAAGGAGGAUAUUCGUGAGGAGUGCGAAAAGGUCGGCGAGGUCACUAAUGUCAUUAUUUACGACCAUCACCCGGACGGAGUAGUGUCGGUGAGGUACAAGGACAAGGAAUCGGCUGACCUCUGUGUGAAACUUAUGUCGGGACGGUUCUUUGCGGGCCAGCGUGUCGUCGCCGAGAUCUAUGAUGGGCAUACCAAGUAUGAGUCGCAAAAGUCUAAAGAGGAACUGGAGGAGGAGGAGAGGCAGCGGUUGGAUCGGUAUGCCAAGUGGCUUGAGGCUGAGGAGGAGAGGAGCAAAGCUGAGAGAGGGGUGGGCACUGGUUCUGGAGGUGGUGAGGAGGGAAGAGAAGGCGAGGAGAAGAUUGCAGCAGAUGCACCUACUCCUUGA